UGAAGCCCGUCGGUCGAAACGGAGGCUUCGUAGCGUGUUAUUUCUGUUUUGAUCAUGGUGUGGAUCUAUAAUGACAGACAUACAAACAAUAAAGAAUAUUUUUUCCAAUAAUAAUAUGCAAAAGUCGUUGAAGAAAAAUUAGCGCGGAAGCUCCCAAAGCUUGGAAUUUAAAUUUUAUGUAACUUUUUUAUGGUGAAUUAUGUUAAGUGAAUAGUGAUUUGUAAAAAGUGAAAAUGACUAUAUUUCACGCAUUGUUUGGUGUGUUAAUAUUUAGACUGUCAGUUGACGCCCAAUUUGGAACUGUGUCUAUAAGUGUCGAUAUGAGUCCAAGGGCUGAAAACAUGACUUUUAAUAGCCGAUGUCCAGCCAAUAUGUCCUGUGUGCCCAUAAGUGAAUGCCCAUUGUUAGAAGAUUUAAUGGAUUUCGCUUGCUUUUCAUCUGACAGGUAUUUCCACCGCCUAAAUUCGCUCACUUGCGGCAACUACAACAAUGAAGACUAUGUGUGUUGUCCGUCAUGUGAAUGCGGACGGGUGUACCCGCCGGGAACAGAGUCGUGUGGCAAAAGCAUGGUCCAGGGGAUCGACUACAAAGGCAUCGGCGCUCAUCCUUGGGUAGCUCGAAUAGGAUUUACAAAUAAAGAGACCGGCAAUGUGCGAUUUGCCUGCAGCGGAUCGAUUAUAGCCAAACGGGUUGUAUUGACAGCCGCUCAUUGUGCUUUGGCUAAACCGGAAGGAUACAAGUUAUCAACGGUUGUGAUCGGUGAAUGGGAUAUAAGCCGCAGUCCGGAUUGCAAUGAGUUCUUCUGCGCGCCCGCCACCCAAGCGAUCAAGGUGGAAAGUGUCUCCGUCCAUCCAGGAUAUGAGCAGAAGAUAUUUAGACACGACAUAGCCAUGAUCAUACUAAAGGACGAUAUCAAAUAUUCUGUGACAGCCGCGCCGAUCUGUUUGAACGAUAAGCCGGAAAUUGUGAUCAACGAACGCGCUUCGCUGGUUGGCUGGGGAAAACUAUCGGGACAAAAUAACUUGGUUGGGCGACAGCAACAAUUGGAACUCCCGCUGGUUUCUCUGGAGACUUGUGAACGCAUUUUCGGGGAGUCAGUCCCUAUUCACGAGGGCCAGCUAUGUGCGGGCGGUGAAGAAGGGAAGGACGCCUGUUCUGGAUUCGGCGGAGCUCCUCUAACACUUCAAAGAGAUGGACAGUAUACUCAGAUUGGUAUAGUAUCCUUUGGAUCCGAGAACUGUGGGACUGAAGGAGUCCCCAGCGUGUAUACAAACAUCGCUCACUACCACAAAUGGAUAGUGGAUAACUUGCCAUCGUGAUUUGUAAUUGAUAAAAUAAGAAAAUGUGCAAUUUUAAUUUAAUAAAGGAUAAAAUUAAAAGG
This is a messenger RNA of Maniola jurtina (meadow brown), 1381 nucleotides long. RefSeq names its product CLIP domain-containing serine protease 14D-like. The record is from RefSeq and is a predicted model, not a curated record. Gene Ontology annotation, molecular function: serine-type endopeptidase activity. Gene Ontology annotation, biological process: proteolysis. Lineage: Eukaryota; Metazoa; Arthropoda; Insecta; Lepidoptera; Nymphalidae. The transcript is spliced from 9 exons. The coding region runs from base 234 to 1319 and encodes 361 amino acids.